CUUCUGAGUGACAGAAGAAUUUUUUAAGCUGUUACAAUUCCGUUUCUUUCGCAAGGAUUGAAAAACGUUAAUACUGAAGUGUUGUCGAUAUCUUAAAAAUCAUUUUGUUUUGUUGUUUUCUUUGAAACGUUAUGGCUAGCAUUGGUCUAGCUGUAAGUCUUCCAAAUUCAGAGGAAAGUGCAGUUUUCACGCAGCUAAAACCUGUGAGGAUGUCUGGAGGAGAUGGGGGAGAGGACUCAUCUGUGUUUGAGGAAAUAAAGCCCACGACGAGGGUCCCAGAAAACCAUUACGAAGCAAGCCAGACUCGAUCAGAGUUGGAUAAAUACCUCCAUAAUACAACAGCAUCCUUAGUAUCUGUUGUCCCGGAUAAGAAGUACAGACGAGAAAGUGCGUCAGUUGUAGAUGAAUAUUUUUCUACAGAGAAAACAUCUCCAUACAGCGUUAAUAUUAAUGUGAUCCUUCCCAACACUACACAUUUACGUACUGGCCUCUACCGGCCCACUAAAACCUUCCAACAGAUGAAGUCAGAACCCGAGGCUUUUCCGCAAGCUACAUCGUCCAGUUCUUCAGCAAUGCAGACUCUCCCAGAUUUCACCUCAGUGUUCAGCAUGCCACAGAGUAUGAGUAACAUUUUCAUCAAACAGGAAAAUCUAACUGAUGAACUUCAGAUUGGGCCACAGCAACCCCAGGUCUAUCAGCUGCCCAUCAGUUCAAAUGAUGUAACAAUGCCUAUGUCUACCAGCCAAUCAAACAGCAGUAACACCAUGCACACACUAAACUGUGUUACCAUGACCAAUGGCACUGGAAUCAAGCACUUUCACACUCCAGUGAGGACCCAGGGUGGUUUUGUACCUCCAGGCCAGUUUUACCAAGCCCCAUCAUUAAGUUUACCUCCUUCCCCACCAAACUCUCAGCCUGGGAGCCCUGAAAACCAGCCAGAGCUCAUCAACACUAUGUCUCCACCUCCUCCUUAUGAAGCCACACUGGGUCUCAAACUGAUGCAUGGACAACCCCAUCUUAACAUCCAUCCUGGAAUGAUUAGCAGCAUCACACAGGCAAGCACACCACGCUACAACAGACGCAAUAACCCUGAGUUGGAGAAAAGAAGGAUUCAUCACUGUGACUUUCCAGGCUGCACCAAGGUUUACACCAAAAGCUCCCAUUUGAAGGCACAUCAAAGGACACACACUGGAGAGAAGCCAUACAGAUGCAGUUGGGAAGGAUGUGACUGGCGCUUUGCCCGUUCAGAUGAGCUGACCCGGCAUUAUCGUAAACACACAGGUGCCAAGCCCUUCAAGUGCAUGGCUUGCGGGCGGUGCUUCUCCCGGUCAGACCACUUGGCGCUGCAUAUGAAGCGCCACCAAAAUUAGGGGAUGUUGGCGCCGAGGAAGAAAUCAAGUUUGCCUCCAUGACUCGUCCCUUUGUUGCCUGCUGUAUAUUGUUUCCUUUGGGCUUAUGUUAUAACAGAUCCUUUAUGUAAAGGAGAACCUACCACGAGAUGCAUAAAUAAGAUCCAAUACAUUACAAAAAAAAUUCUUGUUUUUUAAAAACAUGACAAGCAGACACAUACAUACGUGUAUGCAGUUUAGGGUGAGCGCGUGUGUGUGUGUGUAAGUGAAGCCAGAGUAUUGAAAACUGGAUGUACAAUAAUAUGAAAAGAGGGAUUUUUUUAUCUUUAUAAUUUAUUUUUCUUUUUAGUGUUCAUGUAUUGUAUUCUUUACCUUUCUGUAGUACACAGACAAUGAGUGAAAAUGUUUGCUGUAAAAUAUUGAUUUUUUUAUUUUUUUUAUUUACUGGUAUGGGAAAAGGUGAGGAAUUUUGUUCAAAUCCAAGACCUUUUACUUUUAAAAUGUUGUGUUUUUUAAAGAAAAUGUAUUUUUAUAAAGGAAAGACUUUCAGUGUGUAAUAGUCAUCUCAAAUCAAGCACUUCCACUGACAGUAGGACAAUCUCGAGCCAGGCUGACGAGCGUUGGAUCUUACUGACUACUGCUUUUUAGAUUUGCAGCACAUUACUGGCUCUUUAUUUUACGAAAGAUGCUUUAUUUUGAUAUGAAAAACAGAAAAGAGUAUUAAUUCAUUCUGCAGACGCCUAGAGGAGAAAGCACUACUGUUAGGGUAAAACUAAGAACAAAGCGUGACGUGUCUCCUAGAGGUCUGUGCUUUAAAAUGCUGUGUCACGGUUCACGGUUUUAUAAUGUGACAUAAUGUCCCCACUAGAACAUAUCACUCAUCAAUUUUUAUGUCUGAUAACGUGUCAUUUGCUAUUCGUUCUGUCUUGUGAUGACUUAAGGAGUUAAUUGUCAAAGGAUGUGUUGAUUAUCAUCUGAAAAUUAGCCAAAGCCACGUAAAGUCAGGACCACCCGCCAGAACUGACUUGCUUCUGAAAUGUGCCUCCAUCAUUCUUUGUGCCUUGCUGGUACCGUUGCAUGACUGACGCUAAGCAGCUGACCCUUUCUGUGUCACAUGGCUCUGGUUCAGUCGUGUCACACUCCAUUCAGUCCAAGCUUCCAGUGAAACUGGGCAUAGCACUUCUGCCAAGUGCUGGGAAUUUUAAAGGCUGGAAAGUAUUCUUCAUCACUUAACAGUCGUCUGACAUGCAUUUUUGUUGUAGCAUCAUCUCUGUGUUCGUUAUUUAGAGAAGUUUUCUUGUUCAGUGAGUUAACUAAAUCAGAUAAAUGCUUCGAUUCUGAUUGUUGUAUGGACAUUUGGCUGAAAACGAGAACUCCAAAUGUGUUCUUUUGGUGGAUGGCUGCAGCUUUAUUUUUAUAAGCCCAGCAACCUGCUUUUGUUGUUGUAAGGGAGGCAAAGGAAGUGUGCGGAUUUAAAAGAGUUAUAGACCACCUUGAUUUGCGGAAUAGACUUUCGCAGAUUUAUCACACAAGUACAAACUUACUUUUCUAUUCAGUAGCAAUAAGAUGGCAGCCCUCAUUAUGCUGUUCACCAAACUGGACUGUCAAAUCCAUUGCAUCUGGAAGCGCACUGUGCAUACCACAGAAUUGGCAUUUGCUGACGUUUGGCUCAGGAAGGACUUUUGAAUGAAACAUUGUAAAAUGUGGGACUGUGAAAUAAAAUUUUCAAAAUGGGCCAAACAAAUAUUGUGUGCUGACAAAGUAUGGAUGGGUGUGCAAGCCAGAGUUUGUGUGUGUGUGUGUGCGUGCGUGUGUGUGUAUACAUAAUGGGCAGUUUUCUAACAUUAGUAAGAAAUGCCUUUCAUUAAGAGCAUGGCCAGAGUUCAGAACCCCUUUUGUAAAUACAGUAUUUUGGUUUUUGGUAAAAAUAAAAGUGAACUGUACAUAUAUCUAGAUGAUAAUGCAAUGUUUAUAUUAUGAACAAAAGGGAUUUUUAAGUGGUGGUAGUAAAAUAUUUUUGAAUUUGAUACAUUGUAGAAUUUUUACUAAUUCUAAGGAAAUCACGUUUUGUAUAAAAUAUUAUAAUGACUAUUUACUUUGAGAACAACAUAUUUUUCCAUUGAAAAAUGAAAACCUUGUAAAAUAAAGAGCAUAAUAAACAGAUUAUAAAGAU
This is a messenger RNA of Polypterus senegalus (gray bichir), 3522 nucleotides long. RefSeq names its product Kruppel-like factor 5 like (gene klf5l). The record is from RefSeq and is a predicted model, not a curated record. Gene Ontology annotation, molecular function: RNA polymerase II cis-regulatory region sequence-specific DNA binding; DNA-binding transcription factor activity, RNA polymerase II-specific. NCBI's taxonomy places the organism in Eukaryota, Metazoa, Chordata, Cladistia, Polypteriformes, Polypteridae. Bases 132 to 1370 code for a protein of 412 amino acids. Gene Ontology annotation, biological process: regulation of transcription by RNA polymerase II. The transcript has 4 exons.